AUGUCCACCAUGUCCACCACCAUAUCAUCAAAUAUCAUAGAUCAAGAUCAAUUGCAAGAUCAAAUCAAUAAUGGUCAUGCUAGAAGAAUGGGUGACAUGGAAAAUUAUUUUGGUUUAUUACAACGUCAAAAGUUAUUCAAAACAUUUGCAGUUUUAGUAAAAUUUAAUCAAAAAAUUAAUUAUAACGAUAUCUUAAAAAAAUCACUAAGAGAUUUGUUCUUAAAAUAUCCAAUCUUGGCUUGUUCAAUAUUAGAUACUGAUUAUUCAGAUCUUACCAAACCAAAUCCAAUUCAUGAUUACAUUUAUACAUUACCAAAAAUUCAAUUAAAUGAUAUAUUAUAUGAAUUACCUCAACAUAUUAAAGAUUCUAAAGAUGAUAAUGAAACAUUAUUAAGUAAAAUUAAUGAUAUUGCAUUACCAUAUGCUCAGGGGAACACUUUAUGGAAAUUGGCAAUCUUAGAUGAUUAUACAAUGGUUUAUUUAUCAAAUCAUUGUCUUUCGGAUGGUAUAACUGGUAAAAAUGUUAUACAAGAUUUAUCAAAUUUAUUUGAGCAAUAUUUGAAAGAACCAAUUGUAUCAAGUGGUUUGAAUAAAGAUAUUAUAAAUUACGCAUUAGACAAACAUCAAAUGAAUAAAUUACCAGUUCCUUUAGAUUCAUUAGUUUCUUAUAAACCUCCAAUUUCAUAUUUUUUUGAAUUUGGUUAUAAUUUAAUGGUUUUCAAAUUCUUAAGUUUUAAAAAAAAUGUCGUUCAAAGAGAUGAUAAACAUAUUUAUAAAAUUUUAAAUAUCCCUGCAAAUCAUGUAUCAAAUAUUAAAAAACAAUUAUUAAAUCAUCAUCAAUCUGGUGCAAGUGAUGAAAAAUUAACAAUAACUCCAUUCAUUGAAACCUCAUGGUUAAAUGCUCAAUAUAAAGCAGGAUUAUUUAAAGACACAUGGUUUGGUUUAAGUGAUGUUACAAUCCCAUGUGAUGCUAGAAAAUAUUUACCAUCAGAUAUUGAUAAUGAUGAAUUUAAAUUUGGUUCAAAUGUUGGUGCUUCACAUAAAUUUUUCCAUCCAGUUAAAAAAUUCAAUUUAGAAAAUUUAAAAUAUCAUAAUGAAUAUUCAAAAUAUCUUUUUAAAACUAAAAGAUAUUUAUAUGAUCUGGGUAUGAUGUCAUUGAAUCAAAUUCAACAAUUUAAAAAUUUGGAUCAAUUAAUUAUAGAUUCUUAUAUUGGUCAACCUAGAGGAAAUACAUUGAUUUCCAAUAUUGGAAUUAUUAAUGAUUCUAAUAAUGGUGAACUUAAAGUGGAAAAUUGUUAUUUUGCACAACAUUCUCGUAAUGUUUUCAAUUUUUAUUUAUGUGUUUCUUCUUGUAAAAAUGGUGGUAUUAAUAUACUUAUAACAAUGGUGGAAAAUACAACUUCAAAAGAAAAUUUUGAAGAAAUUGUGGAAAAAUUCCAUGAAAAUUUAUUAAAUUCUGAUAAACUUUAA
Messenger RNA from Hansenula ciferrii, 1470 nucleotides. RefSeq names its product Alcohol O-acetyltransferase 1. Bases 1 to 1470 code for a protein of 489 amino acids. The transcript has a single exon. Gene Ontology annotation, molecular function: N-acetyltransferase activity. Lineage: Eukaryota; Fungi; Ascomycota; Saccharomycetes; Phaffomycetales; Wickerhamomycetaceae. The record is from RefSeq and is a predicted model, not a curated record.